AUGUCCACUGACAAGGUCCGGUCUACUAAGCUCAAGUUCAAGGGAGAUAAGGGCAAAAAGAAGCGAAAACGCGACGAUGAAGACGAUGAUGGGAGCAAUAGUCGAAGGCGGCGCGAGGUGAAUGACGACGACAGGGAUCCUGACACCUGGGUAAUGCCAGAGGAUCCGAACGAAAUACGCGGGCCAACGUUCAUCUUCCAACCCUCUGAUCCGUCACCUGUAUGCAUCACAUACGAUGCUACGCGCGCGAGGAUUAUACUCAACGCCCUCGACAAAGACGCCAAGACCGAGGAUGACGCCGGGGGCGGACCCAAGCUGCUAGAGCGUAUACCGUCAGAGGUAUCUCAAGUAUGGGUGACCACCCGGGUAGCAGGCUCACCCACUAUCAACCUGCGGACUGGAACGGGCGAGGGAAAGUUUCUUUCCUGCGACAAACACGGCAUCGUCAAUGCCGAUUCAGAUGCGCGAGGACCGCAGGAGGAGUGGACGCCUGUGCUGCUUCCUGAUGGCAUGGUGGCGUUCAUGAACGUAUAUGAGAAGUACCUCAGCGUCGACGAAGUUGCUGGCGGGCAGCUGCAAUUACGAGGUGACAGCGAGGAGGUCGGGUUUCGGGAGCGCUUCUGGGUGAAAAUACAGAACAAGUAUAAGAAGGAGGCUACGGAGGAACAGAAGAAAAAGAAGAUGGAAGGACACUCGAUGGAGCCCUCUAUCGAUGAGGCGACUACGAACCGGAUAUACCAGUCCUGGGGUGCCGGGAAGGUGGUAACCUCUGGUAAGGACAAGGCCGAGCUUAAAAAGGCUAAGAAAGAAGGCAGACUUGCAGAGGCUUUACUUGACCGCCGCGCAAAGCUGAAGAGCGACCGUUUCUGCUGA
Molecule: messenger RNA, 873 nt
Organism: Punctularia strigosozonata HHB-11173 SS5
Lineage: Eukaryota; Fungi; Basidiomycota; Agaricomycetes; Corticiales; Punctulariaceae
Exons: 4
Coding region: 1-873 (290 amino acids)
Cellular component (GO): striated muscle dense body; nucleolus; catalytic step 2 spliceosome
Molecular function (GO): actin filament binding
Source: RefSeq, a predicted model, not a curated record